This is a messenger RNA of Benincasa hispida (wax gourd), 3117 nucleotides long. Its product is annotated as Phox (PX) domain-containing protein. Gene Ontology annotation, biological process: protein transport. Gene Ontology annotation, molecular function: phosphatidylinositol binding. NCBI's taxonomy places the organism in Eukaryota, Viridiplantae, Streptophyta, Magnoliopsida, Cucurbitales, Cucurbitaceae. The record is from RefSeq and is a predicted model, not a curated record.
CCAUUAUAGCUAAUUAUUCUGCUUCCGCCGAGAUGCUCAAGGAAGAAAGUCUCGGGCGAGACGACGUCAGUUCGGUGUUUGCUUCUCAAGCACCCUCUCUCUCUUCAUUUUUUUUCUUUCAUUCUCUCUCUUCAACAGCUACAGGACGGAACCCAAAAGCCAAAGCUCAGAGAAAAUUCUCAAUUCACUCUCUGCACGCGCCUUCAGGUGGCUACGUUUUCCCCCUUUGCUGGCGUAAGAUUCUACUUCCAUCUGUCCAUGGUCAGAUUUUCCAUCUCUUGUUUUGGUAUUUCCUAUUCGAUCCGAUGGAGAAAACAUUGCUGAUUGCUGUGGAAUUCGAGCGGGAGGGUGGUUCAUUGAAUGGUUAAUUGGAUUUCAUUGCGUAGAGGAUAAGGAAGGAUAAGGAAGACGAUCUAAUCGUAUUCGUGUUUCCGAUCCUGAUGAUUGUCUUCAGUUUGUGGUAAUUUUAGAAGAAAUUUGAAGUAUGAUGCUGAAUCGAAGUCCGCCAAAGCAUAGACAUGAUGGAACCUCGCCGUUGCCUCUUGGAAUGGACUGGAGCCCUCCUCCUCGAAAAUGGAAUGGGAAGGACACAGUUUGGCCUCAUGACCAUCGCACAGGAUGGAGUUACUGUGUCAUAAUACCUUCAUGGGUUGCCCUUCCUAAGACACGAGCUGCAGAUCCUGUGGUGGUACGCUUUUCAAUGGCUCCCAGUUUCUUUUGGGUUCAGGUUGGUGUACAGUCACCUGAAGGGAUCACAGCAAUGCGGGGAGUAUUAAGGCGAUUUAAUGAUUUCAUGAAUUUAUUUUCAGAUGUUAAAAAGGCUUUUCCAAAGAAAAUUAUUCCUCCAGCUCCACCCAAAGGAAUCUUACGGAUGAAAACCAGGGCACUCUUAGAAGAGAGAAGGCGCUCUUUGGAGGAGUGGUUGACAAAGCUGCUGUCUGACAUUGAUAUAUCAAGAAGUGUUGCAGUAGCAUCCUUCCUUGAGCUAGAAGCUGCCGCUAGGUCUUCUUUCCAAAAUGAUAAUCAGGGGCCUUCAGGUGAAUACCCUGAUUAUAACAGCAAAAUUUCAGCACAUCAAUCCCCUCCUAAUUCAAGCUCAUCUACUGUUGCUGGUGGUUUGUCGUUUGCAUCAGAUUAUGGUAGUGAUACUGCUUAUGAGGCCUCUGAACUUGGUACAGCAAGUCUGGGAAGAGAUGAUAAUUCUGAAAUUGCCAUAGACGAUUUAGCUCUGGAUGAUGAUCUUUCCAGUCCAAUCGAAAAACUUGUGAAGUAUGGAUUGUCCAAUAUUGAUGAGGGACUGUUUAUGGGACAGACCAUUCUAGAGCAGUUGGAAGGCCUUCCAAAACAUAAAGCUCAUCCUAGAUAUAAUAACAAUUUAAAGGAUGGUCACAAUGGUAAUACUUCCAAGGCAUCGUACUUGGAUAAAAAUGGACUGGUGCCGUUUGCAGAGCCUGAGCAUGGCAAGGUAAUUGGCCAUGCUCGCAAGCUGUCUGAUGAGAGUGUAGCAAGUGAUGCAAGUUCUCUGAAAGGUGGAGAGAUUUCAAGCUUUUCACUUCGGAAUUCAGUAGGCAAUGGCUCACUUGAUCAUUCAGGUGCCGAGGUUUCAAAUGCAAUUGAAUUUCAUAGCAACCCUGAAUUGCAUUUUUCACAUGAUGCACUCCUCUUCCCAAAGGAUCAUCGACAUAAAAUGAAUAGGGUUCUUUCAACAAUGCAUCAAAGGCUAGUGACAGCAAAAACAGACAUGGAGGACCUUAUAUCAAGAUUGAAUCAGGAAAUUACCGUGAAAGAUUACCUUGCAACAAUGGUUAAGGAUUUGGAAGUAGAACUCGAAAUAAACAAGCAGAAAAGUAAAGAAAACCUUCAACAAGCUAUUUUGAUGGAGAGGGAAAAAGUUACCCAAAUGCAGUGGGAAAUGGAGGAACUUCGUCACAAAUCAUUGGAAAUGGAGUUAAAAUUGAAGUCUAAAGAGGGUGAAAAUUCAUUUUCAGUGCCUACAAAAGGUUUUACCCUUCAGGAGAAAGUCGCCUUGCAAGAAGAGCUCAAAUCCACGAAAGAGCAACUAAAGAAUGUGUCUAAGCAAUUUGAAGAGCUUGAAGGAAAAUCAAAAGGAGACAUCAGGGUUCUUGUUAAAGAGGUCAAAUCUCUUCGAAGUACCCACGCCAAACUUAAACAAGAGCUUAGUCAAACACUUCAACAGAAGUCUGAGACCGAGGAAUUCCUUCGACAAGAGAGAGAAAUGAGACAGCAUGCAAACACCGCUUGGAGAAAGCUGCUGUCUGAAUGUAGGAGCCUACAUGGUCGGCUUAAAAAAUGCAGCAUGAAUUUUUCAGCAGAUGAUGAUUAUAACCAUGAUGUGGAAUCAUCAUCCUUACCUAAUGCCUUGGAUUUGUUGACGACAUCUGAUGACCAACUAAAUCUCCUCCUGGCUGAGGAAAAUCUUCUGGCCAAUGGCAAACAAACUGCUACUUCAAUGGCAGAUGAUGACGUUCGGGAUGGUGACAACGAUUCGGUUAAAGUAGACGCAGAGUUGAGGAUGAUACUUAAAGACAUAUUCACCGAAAACACUAGGUUGAGGAAACAGGUCAAUUCUUAUUUCAGGCACAGUAUGAGAUUGAGGAUGUCAAAGGAAGCUGAUGGUGCAGAGGCUGCUUCUUCUUCUUCACAAAGUACUAAAGUAAAUACCACAACAGAGACAUGAUUCCCUGUUCCUCAGUAUAUUAUUUCCCUCUUUCUUUCUUUCUUCUUGUUUUUUGCCCCUCCACCCCUUUAAAUAUAAGAAAGCACUUUGUUGAUUCAGAAGCCAUUUUGCACAUCUUUGGAUAAAUAAUGCUUGGUAUAGUCCAUAAUUUUAGUUAGUGCAAAAGUCAGUCAUGUCGUUCUGUGACUUGGCGUUUGCUGACCUAGUUUUUUAGGGAAUAUAUAUUUUUUUUUUACUCCCACGAUGUUGUGUUACUAUAAAUUAGGGGGCCCUGCAACUGAAAAGGGAUGCUCGUAUAGCCCUAUACAUUUGAGCUUUUUGGCCCCUCCCACAUGCCACAACACAGAUGUUUUUCUUCUGCUUUUUGUUCAUUUUGAGAAGAGAUGCAAACAAAGCCAAGAAUUGAAUUUAGAUUUGCA